Messenger RNA from Numida meleagris (helmeted guineafowl), 4378 nucleotides. It is a transcript of the gene PRKN, whose product is annotated as parkin RBR E3 ubiquitin protein ligase. Lineage: Eukaryota; Metazoa; Chordata; Aves; Galliformes; Numididae. Gene Ontology annotation, biological process: protein polyubiquitination; ubiquitin-dependent protein catabolic process; regulation of mitochondrion organization. Gene Ontology annotation, molecular function: ubiquitin protein ligase activity; zinc ion binding; ubiquitin conjugating enzyme binding. Gene Ontology annotation, cellular component: cytoplasm; ubiquitin ligase complex; mitochondrion. The coding region runs from base 112 to 1572 and encodes 486 amino acids. The transcript is spliced from 12 exons. The record is from RefSeq and is a predicted model, not a curated record.
CGGGUGCUCGCGGCCGGAGCGUUCCAGUGCCUGGAGCGGGAGCGUGCGCGCGCCCGCGCCCCCUCCUCCUCCUCCUCCUCUCUCCAUUUCUCUCCUCCUCUCCCGGCCGCCAUGAUAGUGUUUGUCAGGUUCAACUCCAGCCAUGGCUUCCCAGUGGAGCUUGGGUUGGACGCCAGCAUCCUCCAGCUGAAGGAGGUGGUUGCGCAGCGACAUGGAGUUCCAGCUGACCAGCUGCGGGUGAUUUUUGCAGGGAGAGAGCUUAGCAACAACUUAACGCUGCAGAAUUGUGACCUGGUCCAGCAAAGCAUCGUUCAUAUUGUUCAGAAUCCACAGAAGAGUAGUGAUAAGGAUGAGACAGAAGAUAACCAUGCUGGAGGCAUUCUAAAAACAUUGGAAAGAGUACCUGAAAGUCUAACUCGUGUAGAUCUCAGUUCCAGCAUCCUCCCAUCACUGUCUGCAGGGUUGGCUGUUAUUCUGGAUACUAAAGAACCCAACAUUUCUCCCCCCUCUGAAAAAACAGGUGCAGCUAGUUACAACAGUUUUUAUGUUUUUUGCAAAAAUUUCUGCCAAGCUGUGCAGCCUGGGAAACUGAGGGUCCGAUGCAGUGAAUGUAAACAAGGAACACUCACUUUGGCAAGGGGCCCAUCUUGCUGGGAUGAUGUGCUGAUUCCAAACAGAAUAACUGGUGUUUGCCAGUCCCCAAAGUGCAGUGGAAACAUAGCGGAGUUUUACUUUAAAUGUGGAGCGCACCCAACAACUGACAGUGAAACAUCUGUGGCAUUGAACCUUGUUACUACAAACAGUCGCGGUAUCACAUGUAUAACAUGCACGGAUAUUAGGAGUCCCGUGCUUGUGUUCCAGUGCAUGCAUCGCCAUGUCAUUUGCCUGGACUGUUUCCAUUUGUAUUGCGUGACUAUGCUGAAUGACCGUCAGUUCAUCUGUGACCCAGAGCUUGGCUACUCCCUUCCUUGUGUAGCUGGCUGCCCAGACUCCUUGAUUAAAGAGGUUCAUCACUUCAGGAUUCUGGGAGAAGAACAGUACAACCGCUACCAGCGCUAUGGUGCAGAGGAGUGCGUGCUGCAGAUGGGCGGCCUGCUGUGUCCAACUCCCAGCUGCGGCGCGGGUCUGUUACCUGAACCAGGAGUGAGGAAAAUAGUAUGUGAGCCAGGCAAUGGAAUAGGCUGUGGGUUUGUGUUCUGCCGUGAAUGUAAAGAAGAAUACCACGAGGAUGAAUGCAGCUCUUUCUUCAGCACACAGGGAGCUGUGGCCCAGAAGGGGUAUGUAGUUGAUGAAAAUGCAGCCAUGCAAGCCCGAUGGGAAGAGGCAUCUAAAGAAACAAUCAAGAAAACAACCAAGCCAUGCCCCAACUGCCAUAUUCCAGUGGAGAAAAAUGGUCCAGUUCUGAGCUCCCCAAUAAACAUGUGGAUACAGCAGAGCAUGGCCAGUGAAGGGGCUACAGCGGUGAUUAAUUUAGAGGAAGGAGCAUGUCAUGAGAAGCUGCAAGAGUUGAGUCUGUUCAUCCUGGAGAACAGAAAGCUGAGGGGAAUCUUAGCAAUGUGCAAAAAUACCUGAUGGGAUGGUAAAGAACACAGUCAGACUCUUCUCAGUAGUUCCGAGUGAGAGGAUAAGAGGUAAUGAGCCCAAUUCCAAAUGCAAUGAUGAAAUGUAUAUGAAAAUACUUUUCACCAUGAGGGUGGUUGAAGACUGGGAUAGGCUCCCCAGACUGGUUGUGGAGUCUCCAUUCUAAGAAACGUUCAAAGCCUGACUUGGCAUGACCCUGAGCAGGCUGCUUUAGUUGACCCUGCUGUGGGCAGAAGAAAACUGAGUUGGAUCAUCUCCCAAGGUCCCUUCCCACCCCAGUGAUUCUGUGAAUUAAGGCGUGAAGGUUGAAAGGGCAGUGCUUGCUGUCUUCUCUGAUAGUGGGUACUGCAUGUUCCAGCUUCCAGACUGUCAUUUGUAAACUGCUGGCAGCCCAUUGUUUCUCAUGUAACAAUACCAUGGAUUUGUACUGAGUCAGAAGAUAAAAAGGCACCUAAAGUCCUUUAACAAAACACCUUUGUUAAUUGCAUUCUAUCAAAAUAUGUUCCAAUUUUAAAUAACAGAUUUUCAAAAGGGAAUGGUAUCUCAGCAGCAUUUACUUUAGUUGUACUCCCCAAAAAGUUGUAGUCAUGCAUAAAUGACUGAUUUUCAAACCACCACUUACAAACUAAACUUGUGCCUGCUUGUUAGUGAAAACUUUUUAACAGCUGUGAGCAAAAAAUGAUUAAUGUCCUUGAGAAGUCAAACUGACAAGACUUCCUGGGAACUGCGGUAGUCUGCCUGCUUCUCCGAAAGCACAGAAGGCCAGGAGAUCCUUGAUGGGGCUGGCUGCUGGGAGGCCAUGGUUCCUCUGGCAGUCUAGAACUGGCUGGGACAGGUGUACAAGUGUUCUCGUAGAAUCAUGCUUGCAGAAGGCGUUCUGGGGAUGAUCAUCAUGCAGAACAGCCUUGUCUCAUCUGUAGUCAGGUGGCCUUCAGGCCAUGCUGAAAAAUCCAGUACAGUGAACUGGGAUAACCUGCUGCCAGCAUGGAUGCUGCCCAUCUGUUGCUGAGUGCCUGAGUGGCUCUAAAAUUCCCUGAGCUCCUGCUUCUUCCCUGUGCCUUCCCACCUCAGUGGCCCCGUGAAUUAAGGCACAAAGCGUGAAAAGUGUAGUGCCUCCUUUCUUCUCUGGUAAAGAGUACUGCACGUUCCAGCUUCUGGGCUGACUGAAAGGAACACUUUGCAUCUCCCUGAGUACAGCUGGUGUCAAGAGGCUGGUGAUUGUGUACUGAAAUCUGCCAGCAGUCCUCUUUUGGGAGGUGCGCACUCACUCCACACAAGAGAGUAAUUCUGCCUUCCCUCCCCAAAGGUUUUUGUGGACAUUUUUUUUUCAAGGGACAGUGGCAAUGCUGUAUAUUUUUAUGCCCAUAACUUUUCUGCAUGAGCCUGUAUUUCUACAGGCAUUGUAGAAUCCUUCUAAAUGCCAAUAACUUUUCUGUAGAGCCAACAUGAAAGAGCAAAGCACUGUCCCACAGCUCUGUUGCCAGUCUGAGUGAGUUGAAAUACAUAUCUGUGUCUCUCAGAGGCCUGCUGUUCUCACAGAGCUGUGGGCCACAUUGCUUGAGGCACUCUGGCUGCUGAUCUCAGUGCCUGUAUAGCAGAGAACUUGAUUGAUGUAGCUUAGCAGGUAGAGCACAUCCUUGACACAGAGUGCCUAUUGGACUCUGGUUCCUGCAUCACGAUUGAGAUCCAUUUCAUCCAGUGAUGGCUUAAUAUGAAUUGUAAGAGAGGAUUGGGUCUAAACUUUAAGUGAAACGUGUUUUGAAGGCUGGCCAUCAGUACACUUUGAUUUAAAUAAGAUAAAAAUGUCUGAUGAACUGCAUCUCUUACAUAAAUACGAAAUCUUUGGUGUGUUGAAUAGACCUUGCCAUCAUAGCUAGUUUUCUCCCUCUGUCAAAUGAAGCAGAUUGGCCUAUUUUAACAGAUCAGUUCUUGUCCCUGUUGUUUUUACCUUCUGGAGUGGCAUUUAUAGGAAAGGUUGUAUAAGGGUAGCAGGUCGUACAGUAGGAAACACACACUCCUUGUACAUCCUAUCACCAUCUAGAGUCAAACUGAGAUGACAUUUCAGCACUUCUUACUGCAUGGUUUUCAUUCUGUUUGAAUUAUACAAGAGAUUUCUGUGUGUGGUGAGUAACAUAAUUUCCAUUUGAAGUACAUUUUUGUAAUGACCUUUGACAAUGUUAAUGUUUUAUAUAUUACAAACUAAACAUAUCAUCAAGGAUGUGAGCAGAGAGAUUAAAGCUGCUCUCACAGUAUGGGCAAGUAAGAAACCCAACACAAAGGAAACAUGGAUGUGAUCAAAAGGCUGCUUCAGAUAUUAAGAAGGUCAAGUCAACUUAAAUUACUAAUGCCAUUUUUAUAGAAUCAGCAGUCAGUCAGCAAAAUCUGUCUCCUGAUUUACUGUCUGCAAAUCCCUCCAAUGUUGAAUCCAAAUUUUAAAACCUAAUAAUUUAGUUCAGCUUCUGGCUCACAACUCUACUAGCGUAGACUACCCUGGAGCAGACACCUCCAUGAGCGCUUUUAGAGCCUGCCAUUGCUGUUCCGUGUCCCUUGCACAGCCCCUCCAAAUGUCAGACAGUACAGCAGUUCCUACUCCUGCAGUCCCUCAAACAACACCAGCACAUUGCACCCCAAUAGAAGAAGGAGUAAUGAGAUUUAGAAAGCCGAGGAGAAGUCUUCAGGUUUGUAUUUCUCUUUUACUAAAUAUUUUACUUGGUUAGUAAUUGAAGGCCAACAGAAGUUGAUUUUAAAACUUUUAAUAGUUGAUUAAUGUCUGUGAGUGCUUGCCAAGUACCAAAGC